UUUGAAAAAAUAAAUUUCAGCAGAGGUUAUCGCGACGAGCCAUUGCACAACAAGCAUGGCGGAACAUGCGGGAACAACGAAUGCUGAUAUACUCAAAAGAUUUUCCCAAAAAGUUUCUGUAUCCAGCACAAAGGAGAGAAUCGGCGUACUUAACGAUGUGGCAGUGAUCGCUGCAGCCCCCGAGUUUCCAGAGAAUGCAGUACGAGGGAUUUUCAAAUACUUGGCUCCAACAAUAAGCCGUUACCAAGACAACAAAUCUCGCCAUGCCGUUUUAAAGGUCAUCAGGGCAGUUACCAAGACCCAUCCUGAGUCGACUGUCAAAACACUGUCCAGCACCUUGGAGGCACAUGCAAACUUUCACAAAAAGGAACAACAUUUUUGUAGGAGCACGUCUGGUGAGGCCCUAUUUGCACUGACAUGGACAUGUGUUGUGAUGCAGGAGACAUUCCUAAAGGGAAAUCUCUCCAGAGAUUCCUUCAAACAACUGGUUGGUGUACAAUGUGGCCUUGUGUAUGGAGCCCUGGCUGCAGGAUGUAAGACCAUCAACUCCGCUGCCUAUAGGAAACUCAUCUGGAUCUUCAAAACUAGUGACAAGGCAGUAGAUGAGUAUGCUCAACUGUUGACGGAGGUUGAGGCGUCCAUGUUUGUGCUGAGUCCUGUCGGCAUCCUGAUGUCAUAUCUUACCAAGACUAAAGACCAGGAACUUCUUAAAAAAUUUAAGGGCCCCUUCCUCGACAUGUACACCAGACAAGUACUGGGAUCCAGGACCAAACCAUCUGUUCAGCUGCUGAUAUCGUGUAACCACUUGCUGCGCCACUGCACACACGAAGACUUCCAGAACCUUAUGGUGCCAGCCACUAAGAAGGCCAUGCUGAGGAACCCAGAGAGUAUUCUACAAGCCGUGGGGUACAUGAUCAUCGGCCAGAGCCUGGACCUCAGACAGUAUGCACAAGAGCUAGCCAAACCACUAGGAGUCCAACUUUGCUCCAAGGAUCCUGCGACAAGAGCAGAAGCUGUGGCUGCAUUUAAAAACCUGGCAGUUCAGUGUAGUGACACGGAAGCCGUGGAGACACUCGUGUUUCACCUGUUUGGUAUCCUCAAUGGGUCUGAAGGGAAGCUGACGUCUGUGGACCAGAGGAUCAGUGUUCUGCAGGCGAUCGGCAAUGCCAGCCAGAGCACUGCCAGUGGAGCGUACGCCCUACAGACACUGAGUGACACGGUCGCCGAGAAGUUUAUUCCCAUGUUACAAUCGGAAGUCCAUGAAGGAACCCUGGUCCACGCCCUGUCCAUGCUGUCAUUGUGGUGUGCCAAAUUCUACACCAGUGUGCCCGACAAACUCAUGGAAUGGUUCAAGAAAGGUGUAACGCUCAAAUCCUCCACAUCUAGUGUCAGAAACGCCUACCUUCAGUGUAUGAAUACUGCUUUCCAUGGUGAUACGCUGCCCCAGGCAGUAGACAUGGUACCACUACUGAUACAAACAAUUGAGAAGGCAAACAGCCAACCAAGUCAGAUCCCGCUCGUCACCGAGGCUGUUUCAGCAGCGUGCAUCCUUGCCAAGAUUUCAUUGGUCGAUAUUCAAACAGAGAACAAGCUAGGACCAUUCUGGUCUACAGUGCUGGACAGUCAGAAACAGCUGUUCCUAAAUGACCGCUACCUGCAGCAGGCAAACGAAGAAGCUCUACCAAGUCUUGUUGCCUUAGCAGAAAAGCUGAUCUUGGAAUAUCCUCAGAAAAUGACAGAAAAAGUAUCAAAGCCCUACUAUAAAGCCAUUGUACAUUGUCUGAUGCACAAGUCCUGGGAAGUGAGGAAAGCUACUGCUGCGUCUGUCAAACGUCUGCUUGGCCUAUUGGGGAGUACAGCUAUAUCAUUGGCUCUCCUUGACCAGCUCAACGUCUUCCUAGCCAAUCACAAGUUCAUUGACCCUGAUACUCUGGACGAUGAGAAGGAGAAUUACGACCCCAAUAAGUAUGUGUCACCAACAAAAGUUGCUCGAGCACUUGUGACCUUGACAUCUGUAGAGAAGGUUGACCUUAAGGACGCAGAAGCUAUCGCCAUGGCAACCAUUUUAUCAUCACACCAUCCCAGCAUAGUGUAUGCCAACGAGUCUGCAUGGACUGAUAUCAUGUACUUCAUCAAACUCGACGCCCGUAACUUUAUCUCCAAACAUCUGGACACCCUACUGGCUAUGGUGAAGACAGGAAAGGCGCUAGACAAGAGUUCUCAGUCGACUCUGUCUACGAUGGUUCGGAUCGCUCCAGACCUGGUGCUGCCGCCUAUUCUCCAAUACGUGAAAGAAAUCCUCUGUCAGCCGGAGCUUACCACUAUCACUGUGGAGGAGUACCAGAUCUUCCUGUGUCCAGAAGGCGAACUCUUCAACAAGGCUCUCCAGGCUGGUUUUGAGAAAAACGAAACCAAAGAAAGCAACAUAAAGCGAGAAAACAAACUUUACUCUUACAAAGAACAGAUGGCAGAAAUAGAGCUGAGAAAGGAACUGGACAAGAAGAAAGGAAAGACAGAGAAACCUUCUCUGAAACUGACCAAGAAACAAGAGGAACAGGUCCAGGCUUGUCUGAAGAAAGAAUCCGACAUUCGCAAAAAAUUAUCACAGUUCGACAGUGUGAUCUGCUGCAGCUGCCACAUCCUGGAGGCUUGUAUCCAGGGUAACCAGCGGGCAGUGAGUGCCUACGUACAGGAGCUCUGUGGCUGUAUGACAUCUCUGUUCGUGUCGCCGCUGGCCGCACCACCAAUGACCCAAGCUUUCAUCCAACUGGGCACCUCAUUGUUUCAGGAUAAACUACUCGGUUCUCAAGUGUGUAACUCAACAGUACGCUUGCUGGACCCUGCGUGUGAGUUGGACUCUGAGUGGGCCAAAGAACCCGCCAAAGAUCAAGCAACCCGUCUGGUCAGGAAACUCUAUGGAAUCGCAUCAAAAGAGACCACGGAGUUUGGGGACACUGCUCUGUUCCCUGCAGCAACGUUCAAUAUUAUAUUUUACCUACUGAAGGCGGUGUUGAGACGGGGAGCAGUACUGGUGAAGGGAGAUGACCGAACACAGGCAGAAGCCAUCAAACUCACAGAACUCCAUGCUAAUAUGAGGCAGGAGGAUCAAUCUGAUGAGCAUGACCCAGCCUUACUUAAUCACAAGGAAUUGCUAUCUCUCCUUGUCCAUGUGAUAUCGACAUCCAUCACCAAACUCGGACAACUGGCCUCCUCAUCUCUAGUGGCUGUUUGUGAGAGUUUGUCUGGUGAGGAGGGGUGCAGCAAGGCCACAGAGAAGGAAAUUCGUGUUCUCCUAGAAGCUUUGAAGUCCCCUUGUGUAGCAGUGAGGGAUUCCGUAUUGCAGGGCUUGAUGUGCCUUGUCCCUAUACUGCCUAACGUCGACGAUAAUCUUGAACUAGGAAUCGCCAUCGCACAGAGAGUGUGGGUUGUCAGCUUCGACAGUGACGACAAUGUUAAAAUGUUGGCUGAAAAGUUACUGCAGGAGCUGACGUUAGAGGAGCCGUAUGAGGAUAUGGCCGGCCCACUGAUUGAUGAUGUCAUUUCCACAGAGGAGGUUGUCCGUCUGUCUGCCUCCAAGGCACUGGAGAAAACACUUCAAUGUCACAGCGACUAUGUCACAGCAACCGUUGAGCAGCUCAAGGCCAAAUACGAGGAGAAGCUUUACGUGCCUCCGCCCAAACUGGACGAUUUUGGCCGCUUGUUGGAGUACCAGCCCGAGGAGGAGUGGCAGGCACGCAGCGGAGUGGCAGCUGCCCUUAAAGCCAUGUCUCCUCUCAUCCCGUCUGAUCAGAUCAUCGAACUCUUCAGCUUUUAUGUCCCUAAGGCCCUCGGAGAUCGGGUACCAGAAGUCCGGAGCCACAUGAGAGAUGCUGCUCUGGCUGCCAUUAACGAUCAUGGAAAGGAGAAUGUAGUCUUGCUGCUACCAGUAUUUGAAGAGUUUCUCGCUAAUGCGCCCAACACCGCCAGUAAUGACGCAGUACGACAGAGCAUCGUCAUCCUUAUGGGUUCACUAGCCAAGCAUCUGGACAAGAACAACCCCAAGAUCAAACCUAUAAUGGCCCAGCUUAUUGGUGCACUGUCUACACCGUCCCAGGAGGUACAAGAGGCAGUGGCCCAUUGCUUGCCUCCCCUGGUCCAGGGAAUCAAACAGGAUGCUCCAGAGCUUGUUCAAAAACUGAUGCAACUCCUUUUGGAGUCUGACAAAUAUGGAGAAAGAAGGGGAGCAGCAUAUGGACUUGCGGGGCUCGUCCGGGGUCUGGGGAUCACUUCCCUCAAACAGCUCGAGAUCAUGUCCACAUUGGAGGAAGCUGUCAAAGACAAGAAAAACCCACGACGACGGGAAGGCGCCCUGUUUGCCUACGAGAUGCUGUGUGCUAUGCUGGGAAAGCUGUUCGAGCCGUAUGUGGUGAACAUCCUGCCCCAUCUCCUGCUCUGCUUUGGUGACAGCAGUCAGUACGUCCGUGAGGCAGCAGACUUUACUGCCAAAGCCGUUAUGAAGAUGUUAACAGCCCAUGGAGUCAAACUUGUGCUCCCCUCGUUAUUGAGGGGACUGGAAGAGGACGCCUGGAGAACCAAAGCAGGAGCGGUGGAACUGUUGGGAGCCAUGGCUUAUUGUGCACCUAAACAGCUGUCUGCCUGCUUGCCAAGCAUCGUACCAAAACUGUCCGAAGUUCUCACCGACUCCCACGUCAAAGUCCAGAAAGCGGGAGCUCAGGCUCUACGACAGAUCGGGGCCGUCAUCAGGAACCCGGAAAUCCAGGAAAUUGUACCAAACCUGCUGGACGCGUUACAAGAGCCUUCUAAAAAGACAACGGUGUGUCUACAAACUCUACUGGACACCAAGUUUGUGCAUUUCAUAGACGCACCUUCCCUGGCUCUCAUCAUGCCUGUCGUAGAGCGUGCGUUCCAGGACCGCAAUACAGAAACCAGGAAAAUGGCCGCCCAGAUCAUCGGCAACAUGUACUCUCUUACAGAUCAGAAGGACCUUGACCCCUAUAUAGAGAAGGUGAUCCCUGGUCUACAACAAUCCCUGUUGGACCCCGUCCCUGAGGUGCGUACCGUGUCCUCGCGUGCGCUUGGAGCCAUGGUGAAGGGAAUGGGAGGGGCCAAGUUUGACGAGCUACUCAAGUGGCUAAUGGACACGCUGAAGUCUGAGAGCAGUUCUGUCGACCGAUCGGGAGCAGCACAAGGUCUGAGUGAAGUUAUUGGUGGUCUGGGUUUGGGUGAACUGAAACGACUCAUGCCAGGCAUCAUACAGACAGCAGAGCGAAUUGACAUCCCGUCCCAUGCUCGCGAUGGUUACAUCAUGAUGUAUAUCUACCUACCCUCCGUGUUUGGCAAAGAAUUUAUGGAAUACAUAGGACCCAUCAUCCCCUCUAUUCUUCAGGCAUUGGCAGAUGAGUCGGAGUAUGUGAGAGACACAGCUCUGAGGGCGGGCCAGAGGAUCAUCAAUGUGUACGCAGACACGGCCAUAGAACUUUUGUUACCCCAGCUGGAGAAAGGCCUGUUUGAUGAUAACUGGAGGAUCCGAUUCUCCUCGGUACAGUUACUGGGUGAUCUUCUGUACCGUAUCUCAGGUGUCACCGGUAAGAUGACAACAGAGACGGCUCAUGACGAUGACAACUUUGGUACAGAAUCAUCAUCAAAGGCCAUCAUGCGAGCGUUGGGGAAGGAGAGACGAGACCGUGUGUUGGCAGGACUGUACAUGGGCCGAUCGGACACAGCCAUAUUGGUGCGACAGUCAGCACUCCACGUGUGGAAGAUCAUCGUGUCCCAUACACCGCAGACCCUCCGUGAGAUUCUGCCUGUAUUGUUUACCCUCCUACUGGGCUGUCUCGCCAGUACAAGUCACGACAAACGACAGGUUGCAGCGCGAACCCUGGGAGACUUGGUGAAGAAGCUAGGAGAGCGAGUGUUACCAGAAAUUAUUCCCAUACUAGAGCGAGGUUUGGGCUCCGAGCGGGCCGACCAGAGACAGGGUGUGUGUAUUGGUCUCACAGAGAUCAUGGCAUCCACCAGUAAAGAGCAUGUACUUGUGUAUGCUGACAGUCUGAUUCCAACUGUGCGUCGUGCACUUGUCGAUCCCCUUGGCGAGGUCAGGGAGGCUGCUGCCCACACCUUCGACAGUCUCCAUGCCAACAUUGGGCCCCGUGCCCUGGACGAGAUUCUCCCCGACCUCCUUAAUAAACUGCGUGACCCGGACCUGUCCGACCAGGCAUUGGACGGCCUACAGCAAGUGAUGACCGUGAAGAGUCGUGUAGUAAUGCCUUACCUGGUACCACAACUGGUGACCCCUCCCGUGAACACACAAGCUCUGUCCCUAUUGUCGUCUGUGGCUGGCGAUUCCCUCACUAAACACCUUCCCAGGAUUCUACCUGCCCUGAUGGACACGCUCAGUGAAAAGGCUGGCACCCCAGAAGAAGCCCAGGAACUAGAGUACUGUCGGAGCGUGGUGUUGUCCGUCCAGGAUGACAGGGGCGUGCGUACCAUCAUGGAGGAACUAUUGGCUGCCAUCAAGAACCCAUCGCCGGACCUCUGCUGUGCAGCUGUCGUCAUUCUACAGGCAUUCUGUGACAAGACACAGACAGAUUACUCAGACUACCGGACAGAUCUGUUCCGCGGUCUUAUUGCGUCGUUUGUGCGGAAAGAAAGUAAAGUGUUACUGGCCAGCUGGGAGUGUCUCAAUACAGUCACCAAGAAACUGGACGUAUCUGAGAUGCUACAACACAUCCAAGACAUCAGGACCGCCAUCAAGUUAGCCGCCGCCGAGUUAAAGGGAGCUAAGGAGCUGCCAGGGUUCAGCAUUCCAAAGAAGGGUAUUGCACCUGUGCUGCCUAUUUUCCGGGAGGGCAUGUUGAACGGGUCACAGGAUGUAAAGGCCGUAGCCGCCAAUGGACUUGGCGAGCUGAUCCAUCUGACUAGUCCUGAAGCUCUGAAACCAUCCGUUGUCAAUAUCACCGGACCCCUUAUCCGUAUCCUUGGUGACCGCUUCUCUGCACAGGUCAAGGUCGCCGUCCUGGAAACGUUGACCUUACUACUUGCCAAGGUUGGCCUGCAGUUGAAGCCAUUCCUGCCCCAGCUACAGACAACGUUUUUGAAGGCACUGAAUGACCCCCAGCGCGCUGUACGCCUGAAGGCGGCAUCUGCACUAGGUCGACUAAUUGUGAUACAUGUACGAGUGGACCCACUGUUUACAGAGCUCCAUACCGGCAUAAGGAACACCUCCGACUCAUCCAUCAAAGACACGAUGCUACAGGCACUGCGAUUCUGUGUGAGUGGGGCAGGACAGAAGAUGGCCGAGCCACUGAGGAAACAGAUCACAGCCACAUUACUGGAGCUACUCGGCUCGCAGGAGGAUGCCACCCGUGCAGUAGCCGCUGGUUGCCUCGGCGCCCUGUGUACAGCUCUCUCAGAGGCAGAACUUCAAGACACACUCAUACAACACCUACUAGACUCUGACCCAAGUCAGGACUGGAUGUUGAGACAGGGUCGGAGUAUGGCCCUAGGGGUGGCCUUGAAGGAAGCCCCGAGCAAGCUGACCGGCACUGGACUAGAAGCAAGCAUAGGGGACUACAUUACAGAACUGGCCACCUCUGAUAGGAUUCCUCUGUGUAUUAGUGGCUAUCGAUGUAUGGGGUUCCUACUGAAUUAUCAACUAGCUAACAGUGAUGGAAAUGUACCCGCAUUAGUGAUCACCCUCCUCAAGGGUUUGAAGAAUGAUUCGAACGACGUGAAGCAACUGGUGACGCAAGUCAUUUCAUUCCUGAUCCACAGUCUCCAGGGGGGACAAUCACUUCAGCUGGUCAAAUGUCUGACCGGCCCACUAGUCAUGGGUGCAAAGGAAAAGAAUACUUCCGUCAGAUCUAAUAGCGAAUAUGCCCUAGUUGCUCUUCUCAAGCUUCGUAAGGGAGAUGCUUUCUUGAACGAGAUAACGCCGCUAUUAGAUGCAGGCAUGAGGGACUCGCUGUCGGAACUCAUCACUAAGACUUUAUUGAAAUUAAGCAAACAAGUGGAACCCCUCCCGGACAACAUUGACGAUACUGUCCUCAAAUGAUUCCACUUCCGUGAUAUUAAUUUAAUUUCUUUUUUCUGUAACUUUAUUGCAAAGUGCUAUCCGAUCAUUAGGAGGAGCGGAGCUUUGGACAAUGGCAGAGGGAUUCUGUCAUCGUGUGCUAUAGAUUCAAACUCAACCAAUGGCGGCGACUGACAACUGACGAGGCAUAUUGAGGGCGUGUAUGAUCUCUGUCCUAAUUAAUGAGAAUCGGAAACGUCAAGUUAAUUGGUAUCAAAGGCAUAAAAUAAAGUACAGUUCUUUCAAAAAUCGUUUAUGAUUUAAAUUCAACAGACAAGAAAUCAAGUUAUGUGUAUAUGAUUUAAUGAAGUGGAAUUCUUUUCACAAUGAAGUGAUUGUGUCCAGGAAAAUCAUUGGACUUAUCUGGAGGUAUACUUCGUCAUUGAUGUUCUACAUCUUGUCAUCAAAUUUUACUGAAAUGUUGAUAUGAAAAAUUACAAAUGUAUACCAGGUAUAAUUUUGGUUUAAUUUCUCUUUUUUUUUCUUUUUCUUUUACCGAUUGAGUAAAAAACAUUCAGUGUGAACGGUGUUCCUGUUUCAGGUCAGUCGAACUACAAGUGUAUAUUCACCAGCAGGCUUUGAUUAGACACCGGACCGGUAUGAUGUUGAAGUUUCAGAGGCAAAAUCAUAACAAUUUUAUGGGGUCACAAUAAAUUCUUAUAACGAAGGAUACCCGUAUCAUCAAUAUUUCAAACAUGUAGGUUCUUGCUUAACUAAAUUCUAUUUUCAAAGUUUAAAAUACAUUAUGCUGCUAUUAUAAAAAUUGAUAAAAGAAACAAUUGUUUCCAAAUUAAUUCUUGUACAGAAUCACAGGAUAUACUUAACGCUACCUAUUAGACAAAAUAAGUGUAUUUGGAUAUAUUUGUAUCUAAAAUUUAAGCAUCAAGUAAAAUGUAAGGACGUCUACUAAAUUCAAAAGUCAAAAACUAGGGUAAAAUAUUGGGAGUCUCCAUAAUAUAAUUUAUAAUAAUAUACAAUAUUCAUUAGCACCCUGAAGCACUUGUGUGUUAUUUAAAUAAGGCAUAUAAAACUACACUGCACAAUUUACAUGUUCUGUCUUCAGGGGAACAAAGGAGAUGGUCGUUGGUACAUAACUUUAUGAAAUGGUGACUUUCUAUUUUCCGUCCAAAGUAGGGGGGCUUGACAAGCAUGUUACACAUGAUACGUGUGCUUGCAUAGGGGAUGUGUUUAAUUGUUUUACAGAACUCUUCACUCUGAAAUGAUAGACCUCUUUAUAAAAACCAAAUAACAAGUAUCGCAACUAAGUACUAAGUAUGUUUCUUUACUGUUGAUUUUUGUCUGGAACAAAGUUUGAAUAUAUAUAUACAGAAAAGAUAACUGUGCUGAUUGGCUAACAUGGACACAGUCAGAAGCUAUGCUGAUUGGCUAACAUGGACACAAAGUCAGAAGCUAUGCUGAUUGGCUAACAUGGACACUGUCAGAAGCUAUGCUGAUUGGCUAACAUGGACACAUAGUCAGAAGCUAUGCUGAUUGGCUAACAUGGACACAUAGAUCUUUUAUAAUUAACGCCAAAUCAGGCCCAUUUGAUAUUGAUCUGUGAUUGUGUAAUGCAUGGUGCGUUUGGUUGGGUUUGAAUUUAUAUACAAAAGUGACAGAUUUCAUACAAAAGACUUGAAUGCAGUGAUGAGAUAUUAAAGGAAAAGCUAAACAAUGUAAAGUUCUGUAUGCCAGUAGAUAAUCACACAGAUAAAGUGUGAUAUCAGUAAGUACCAGCCGUACUGGUACAGGCUAAAGAUGGGAUAUCUGAAAGAUACUGGUACAGGCUAAAGAUGGGAUAUCUGAAAGAUACUGGUACAGGCUAAAGAUGGGAUAUCUGAAAGAUACUGGUACAGGCUAAAGAUGGGAUAUCUGAAAGAUACUGGUACAGGCUAAAGAUGGGAUAUCUGAAAGAUACUGGUACAGGCUAAAGAUGGGAUAUCUGAAAGAUACUGGUACAGGCUAAAGAUGGGAUAUCUGAAAGAUACUGGUACAGGCUAAAGAUGGGAUAUCUGAAAGAUACUGGUACAGGCUAAAGAUGGGAUAUCUGAAAGAUACUGGUACAGGCUAAAGAUGGGAUAUCUGAAAGAUACUGGUACAGGCUAAAGAUGGGAUAUCUGAAAGAUACUGGUACAGGCUAAAGAUGGGAUAUCUGAAAGAUACUGGUACAGGCUAAAGAUGGGAUAUCUGAAAGAUACUGGUACAGGCUAAAGAUGGGAUAUCUGAAAGAUACUGGUACAGGCUAAAGAUGGGAUAUCUGAAAGAUACUGGUACAGGCUAAAGAUGGGAUAUCUGAAGGUACCAGCAAUACUGGUACAGGCUAAGGAUGGGAUAUCUGAAGGUACCAGCGAUAACGGUACAGGCUAAAGAUGGGAUAUCUUAAGGGCUUGGUACCAGUGCAAAGUGAUAGCUGAAAUGUUAAAAAUAGUCUCAUAUACAGAAGAAUGUUUUGGUUUUACAUUAAUUAAAAACUGAGCUUGACUUUCAAAACUGA
This is a messenger RNA of Mizuhopecten yessoensis (Yesso scallop), 10562 nucleotides long. Its product is annotated as eIF-2-alpha kinase activator GCN1-like. Gene Ontology annotation, biological process: regulation of translation; cellular response to amino acid starvation. The transcript has 52 exons. The record is from RefSeq and is a predicted model, not a curated record. Bases 56 to 8053 code for a protein of 2665 amino acids. Gene Ontology annotation, molecular function: protein kinase regulator activity; protein binding. NCBI's taxonomy places the organism in Eukaryota, Metazoa, Mollusca, Bivalvia, Pectinida, Pectinidae. Gene Ontology annotation, cellular component: cytosol.